This is a messenger RNA of Suillus subaureus, 574 nucleotides long. RefSeq lists its product as uncharacterized. The transcript has 2 exons. The record is from RefSeq and is a predicted model, not a curated record. The coding region runs from base 35 to 247 and encodes 70 amino acids. NCBI's taxonomy places the organism in Eukaryota, Fungi, Basidiomycota, Agaricomycetes, Boletales, Suillaceae.
GUGACUUCGCCAGCGCCUCUGAAGAUAAUUGGCAAUGCCUGUGGGAAUCGUUGUUGCAAUCUUUGGCUCAUUUCCUCAACUCGCCACCCAUAAGUAUCCCACGCAACACCAGAGUUCCAACAUUUUCGAUGGAAGUACACCAGAAUAUACUGGGACUGGGAAAUCUACGCACCAAAGGAAGCAUAGACGGUUACGGUUAGGGUUACGAUCAGCCACUAUGACAUGCACGAAGCACGCGCAGGACUAACACUAAUGGCCGCUCCAGGACUGCUAAGAAGGAAGAGUCGUGAUUAGCUGAAAAAUUGCUCACUGAACCGACGACCCAAUUUGACGGUAGUUGGCCGAAGAGAAGGUAAAUUAAAUCCUGCCAUUGAACAUGCAUUAAGCCUGGGUCAUCACUGUCAACUGCUUUUGGACAACGGUGGGUACUUAUCGUGAAUGCUAUUAGAACAGAAGCUCGUAUGUAGAUGUACACGUUUAGUAGUUGAGCCUCAUCAAACCCGUUCUUGAGGCGCUAGCGACCCUUCGAUGCUGUGGCGAUAGACUUAAAGGUGCUGAUUGGUGGAUAUCAGAC